AUGAGCCACGUCCACGAAGGCCCGUUGGCCACCUACAACAGUCUGACAGACAAAAACCUUGCAGGAUAUUUCUCCAAUGUCCGCAUGCGACGCCACCUUCGGAAGUCUGGACUGAUCAAUUCUCGAGGUAAAAUUAUCUCUGAGAACCAGUACAGACUGAAUAUGGCUCGCAAAGAACACAAAAAACAUGUCAAAGACCUUCUAUCACAAGCCAUUGUACACAAGACUCUUGACCUUGAGCGUACACGACAGGUGGAGAUCAAACGCAAACUGGAGGAGAUCGGAAAGAUUGAAUUGGUUCGCAGAGUUAGAGCUUCACGUGGUCGCCGUGGUGAUGAAGAAAUUUUACCGUAUCUGUCUCCAAGGACAGGUAGUAGGUCCUCCAGUGGCCGCAGACGACCAGUCAGUGCCCCUUACAAAUAUGAGGAAGUGAUAUAUGUAGAUGAGAAUGGACAACCUUUGACCCCAACCUCAGAAAUGAUAGAAGAAAGCCACUCCCCUACCCGUUCAAAGGGACAGGAAGAAAUAGACACUAGACACUUGUAUGCGCUUGACUCCAGUGCCCUGAGGAAAUAUGCCGUUACAUUAUCAAAGAUGGAACAAGGAGAAGGGCUUGUAUCUCCCUACAGUAUGAACCAAAUACCAACCCCUCCCAGGAGUGCUCGCAGUAGCAAGGGAAAUCACUCUGCUCGAGUCCGUGGUCCGAGGCCAAGGACAGCAGAUGGUCGGCUGUCACAGAGAGAAACACCUGUGAAGAGAUCUCCUACAAUGAAAAACUCAGAACCUGUUGAAGAGUCACACCCACCAUCACAAAUAUCUGUUGUGGAAGGAGCUUUGAUGUUGCAUCGCCAGGAACCAGCUGUGAUGCACCAAGGAGAAGUACAGACUCUAUGUGAAAUUACGAUGAAAUACCAUGGACCAAAUCUCACUUUGCCACGAGAUCAAUACGAACCCAAACAGGAAGUCUCUAUUGACCAACAGCAUUGUGGGGGAAAUACACUUACUGUUUUCAAAGAGGGGCUAAAGGCAGGAGAUAAGUUUACAUUUAUAUCCCGUCGUCACCGUGGUUACCCAUUCAGUCUCUCAGUAUAUGUCGAGGGUCGUAUGGAUUUCCGAAUCAGCCGCUGCUGUGAAUACAAACACUUCAAGGGAGUCCGACUCGGUGGCAAGCUUGGACACUUCAGUCUGUUGGGAGUGGAUGGAGCCACGCCUUGUUAUCGGUGUGCUCUGAACACCCAGGCCACACCCAGGAGCCUCAAGCGCCCAGUUCCUGUCAAACAGCGAUCAACCAAAGCUGAAGAGAUCCGAGAGGAAGUUAUUGUGCCGAAACCAAUUUCAAAACGAAAGGACGAGAAAACUGACGAUGAUGAAGAUAAACAAAAUCUGGAAAUACAUGUUGAAGGCGAGGAGGCAACUCCUCAAAAGGACACUAUUUAUGGUGAUUUACACAAAAACAAGGAGAAAACCAAGGAGAAAAUUGAUGAAAAGAAUGAAUCCGAGGGGUAUGAUGAUGAUUUUGAAGAAGACGAAGGCGAAAAGAAAGCAACUGAAGAUAGAUAUGAAGAAGAUCGCUUUGAAUCAUCUUCAUCGUCAUCAUCAUCUUCAUCUGAAGACGAGGCUCCACCUCCAAAGACGAAAUCAACGACCAUCACAGGGUUUGAUGAUGAAAAAGAUGACACACCUCGUGACAGAAAGUCUAGACCCAAAACUGGACUUGAUCACAGACGAAAGAUUGAGGCUUUUUCCUCAGACAGUGAAGGAGAGGUAGCAGUUAAGAAAACCUCUUACAGUCAGAAUAAAGAUGACAACUCCAGUACAAUGGAGACCCUAGUCAUUACGACUAACACAGCAGAUAAACCAUUAGCCGGAACUGACGCUAAAGUUUUCAUCAUUCUAAACGGGACGAACGACAAGUCCACAGGAAAAAUCUGGCUAAAGAAGGGCAAGUUCCGCAGAGGAAAGUCGGACGUAUUCACAGAGAAGGUUGCAGACAUCCAGAGCCCAGUGAAGGACAUCGAGAUCGGUCAUGACUGUAGUGGAGGUUCCAAUCAGACCUGGAACUUACAGGAAGUGUAUGUGUACUGCCCCAGAACAGGAAUCAAGCAAACAUUCCCCGUCUAUAAACUUCUGACACACGAAAAACCAAGUGUUUCUGUGACAGAGCAGCGAUCUGUGAGGAGGAACGUGAAUGAAGAUGAUUACCGAAUGCGCCGAAGCAGUUCGAGCAGGUCUAUUUUCAGCAGUUCUUCCUCAUCUUCAUCAGAAUCUCGUCAUGAGACAAAGAAAGAAAUAGCCCUGUCUGUUUCAGUGGAUACAAGGACGGAGAUGACUGAGUCGACAGAGAGACCGCAAUCUUCUGCUUCGUCCCACUCUGUUGAGUCCCAGCGCGAAUCACGUGCUCCAACCUAUCCAACUCUGACACCCACUGUCGCAGGCACACAACAAGCCUAUUCUAAAGAGUCAGCAGAAGCAGCUCGUGAACGACCUGAAACACCUGUUUCAUCUUCUCUACAACGUUCACGAUCACCUUCCCCAUCGAGGAAAAGGACACCCUCCCCACCUUCACCAAGAAGACGCUCUCCCUCCUCUUCCUCAUCUAGAUCAUCUUCCCCUUCAACAAGGAGAUCACCUUCACCAAAGAGGCGAUCACCUUCCCCACCUUCACCAAAGAGGCGAUCACCCUCCCCUCCUUCUCCACGCCAAUCAUCUCCCCCAAAAUCCCCUGAGCGAUCCCCCACCCCACCUCGUCGGGAGGAGUCGCCCUCACCUGUUAUUUCAAAUGUACGUUCUGAGACUGAGGAUAAAAAAGCAAGGAUGAUUAUAGAAAGAAGCAGCGUUGCAUCAUCAAGUUCUUCUAGCAGUGAAUCUGAAUCGGAAACGACACAAAGAGAGGACAGGAAAUUUGUAAACCAAAGUCAGAAAGAGGAGCCCAUCCCGGAAAUGUUUUCUUACGAACGCCCUUUCCAAACUAGUGAGAGAAAACAACAAGGUAUACAGGAAACACCGCGCUCAGCAACUAGUGGGUCUAGUUUUGAUUCCAGUGCCGACUCAAGUGACAGCGAAACAGAGACUGAAACCACUGUCUCCCGACCAGAAGCAGCCACUAUAUCCCAGGUCAAGGCAGAGGCACCUGUGGUUACUAAGGAAACUCCAGCCGUUGAAAGUACACCUAAGGUUGAAUCAAAAACAUCAGACAGUGAGACUGAAACUCAGACGGAAACAGAGACUGAAACAGAGACUGGGAGAACAGCUGAUACACCAAGUGUUGUCAAACCUCCAUCACACAAACCAGAGGUCAAGGACACUCCAAGGUCAAGUUCUAGUGAUUCUUCUUCUGACAGCGAGACAGAGACCCAAACAGAGACAGACACCGACACAAAGCGUAGUGUACCGGAGCCACAAAAACCUCCGUCACCAACAGCCACACAAGUCUCUGAGAAGAAACCUGUUACCAGCAGCAGUAGCAGCUCGGGAUCCGAUUCUGAAACAGGAACUCAAACUGAGACUGAUACAGAGAAACAAGUGAGGAAACCUUCAAGUCCGCCUGCUGUUGCAGAAGUAAAAUCAGAAAAUGUGAAGUCAUCAACAAAAUCAAGCAGUAGCUCUUCUGGCAGUGAAACUGAAACACAAACGGAGACGGAGACGGACACGGAAAGGAAGGUGAAAGUGCCGACGCCCCCUCCUGCCCCUGUGUCCAGCACUAACGAGAAAAAGGAGGCACCAAGGAAGAGCUCAGAUGAGACCUUUAUAAUUACCACGGUAACAUCUGACAAACCCUCAGCAGAAACGGACGCUAACGUCUAUCUUAUAAUUAACGGCACAAAUAACAUGUCAAGUGAAAAAAUUUGGCUUAGAAAUGGAAAAUUUGGACGUGGUCAGAGGCACAAAUUUUCCAAGAAACUUUACGGAAUUUAUAGUCCUAUAAAAGACAUUGAAAUCGGGCAUGACUGUAGUGGAGAGAAACCGACGUGGCACCUGCAGGAAGUUCAGGUGUAUUGUGCACGGACAAGUAUUCAACAGACCUUCCCUGUGUAUAGGUUACUAGCCCAAAAUAACCCAAGCCUGGUCGUAAGCGAACAGAGAUCUGUACAGAAAAUUAUCCCAAGUGAAGAUGACUCUGACAGUAAUUCAGGAAGUGACAGUGAUAGUGACUCAAGCUCUGGUAGUGAGUCAGAACUGACAGAGGACGACAAGAAAAAAAUUAAAAAAGAUUCCACAAAACUAGACCCUCCCAAAGCCAAUUUUGCCUUGACAGACAGUGAUGCUCCUCAUGUGGUUAGCGAGAGUGAUGGCACCAAGUUCAAUGUGUUCGGCAGUGGAACUGACACAGACAAUAUGCAUGGUGGUAAUGAUCCCGACGGUGUGACAGACACUGGUCCCAUCAAAUCAGCGUACCUGUCUAAGAUCGGUGUAAAACCUGGACAACCACUAGAGGGCAGCAUUCUACCUAAAGUUGUCGGGGAGACAGACAUAGAGCUGAGUGCUAUAGCACUAACCACAGAACAGGUGAAAGAGCUGGGUUCCUACAUUGAGAAAUCAAAAAGCAUCAAGUCUAUUUGUUUGAGGAACUGUGGUAUUGAUGAUGACAAGUUUGACAAAGUGGUUGAUAGCAUUGAGAGCACAGAAUCAGACGUAAAGAUGCUGAACUUGAACCUGAACAAGCUUGGAGACUCUGCGGCUGCUGAUCUAGCUGAUUUAUUGGGGGAGAAAUCUUCUAUAGAAAUAUUACUUGUCCAUGGUAACCCACUUGGUGACAAAGGAGUGAAAAAUUUACUAAUGGGCCUCUUGGACAUAGCUGAUGGUGAUGAUGAUGAUAAAGGCGAGAUCAACCUACGAGAGCUGGACCUCGGAGACACAAGCAUGGGAGACAAUGGCAUGAGUAAGGUCGCGACCUUCCUUGAAAAGAACACGACGUUAAGAACCUUAAAUCUCAAUGGCAAUAAGGCUGUGGGUUUGGAGGGAUGGAAAAAACUUGGAAUAGCUCUUAAGAAAAACAAAACACUACAGACAUUGUCCUUAGAUUUCAACAACAUUGGAGAUGAAGGGAUCGAAGCCAUUGUUGAGGGACUCCGAACAAAUCAAACGCUACAGACUCUGGAACUUGAGGAUGUUGGUAUCACUGCAAAAGGUGGAAAAAUGUUGAGAGACCUUGUAAAAGAUAACCCAAGUAUUUUAGAGGUCACUAUUUUCCCAGGGAAUAAUAUUCCUGAUGAUGUCCGUAGUGAUAUUAAAAAGUUUCUUGGUUUGAGUAAUGAGGCUCACAAAAAGAGGCAGCAGAUGGCCUGA
Ylistrum balloti is the source of this 5286-nucleotide messenger RNA. Its product is annotated as serine-rich adhesin for platelets-like. Gene Ontology annotation, molecular function: protein binding. The record is from RefSeq and is a predicted model, not a curated record. Lineage: Eukaryota; Metazoa; Mollusca; Bivalvia; Pectinida; Pectinidae. The transcript has 25 exons. The coding region runs from base 1 to 5286 and encodes 1761 amino acids.